AUGAAAGUAGUGGAAGAUAAGGGAACGUUGCGGUCUGAGCCGACUAUGGGCCUGGGCAGCUUCUACGAACACACCACUGACCCCCAGUACAAGGAGUCUAGGUCCUAUCAGAAAACGGUGCAGAAACUUAAACGCAAGAAGUACAGUGGUGCUGACACGAGUAGUAGUGGUAGUGGGAGCGACAUUGACAGUGCGGGUGGGCGGAGCAGUGGCUGUGAAGAAGAUGGCACAGCAGUUAGACACACUGCAGAACCAACACACAGGAAGAAGGCAACUGCAACCAUUGAUCGGAACAAACUAUCCCGGAAGAAAUCCCUCAGCAGUGAGAACGCGAAGGUACCGAACCGGAAGGAUAGGGGAUAUCAACCUCGCCCGUGCACUGGGAGUGUGUUGACAUGCACCAAGGCAUUCUGUUUCGCGUGCGAGUGCGGUAAGCCGCGGAACUGAGACCGACUGCGAGUUUUCUCGACGUUUCACAGCGACGGGAGGGGUCUACUGGACCACGCUCUGCUAUCUAGCUGUUCAGCAUACAGCUUUAGCGAGAGGCUCGAAGAACACAUCCGUGCACCUAUAGAGUGACUGAUUGGACACGCUUGACUUCGGAACGGUGUCAACUGUGUGGCAUCAAGGGUCGAACAAUGCGUACCGCCCAUACAGAUGCUAGAUAAUCGAUGCGGACCAAGCAUAGCACCUGACCUUGCAUGCCGCAGUGGUAGAGAUGAAGGCAUUCGAGUACUAGUAAUAGUGCUGGAAAGGGCAGACGCUUGGAUGUCAGGAUGAUUGUCUGCUGGACUUUUGCAUGACUGGACGGUAUACUUACACAGUGCACACACGUCUUGGAAGAGGCUAUAGGCCUUUUAUAGUCAUGUACGAGUGCGGUGUGUGGCUUCAAGCGUCUCACAGUGGCAGUGAUAAGACAGCUGAUGUGAAAGUCCAGCAAUAGCGCAUGGAAGUGGAGCUACUUGAAUGUCAGGGCGAUGCCCUGUCACGCAUGACGCAGUCGAAAGAACUGCAGGUUUGAGCGAGACUCAUGUGAGAGUGCACACAUAUCGUGGAAGAGACUGCAAGACAGUUUCAACCCGUACACUAGUGCGACGUAUGUCGCCUAUUACUUCAGCACAUUGAGCUGGCGGUUAAUUGACACUAGUAUGUGGCGCGUGGUAGCUUAAGCAAACAGGCGAACAGAGCCUAGCUGUGCAGACAGGGUAGUAGAAUCAGCUGGUAACCCAUAUGUACUUGGCAACGCACGCUGAAAUAAGCAUUGAUUGAUAUGAAGUCAUCCGGAGAAGUCUUGUAGAUAUUGGGUGAAGGGCAUACAGCAGCACAUGAAAAUGGCGUUGUGGAAGUGAAACGUCUCGAGAAGAAACACUGCGAGUAAUCUCUCGGAUGUUCGCGUCUGACAGUAUCUCGUUGUAACACGUCUAAGACCCAAAUGUACAUCAUGUUUUCCAGUACACUAAAAUCUACGCUCACCGCGUCUCUUGACCCG
Molecule: messenger RNA, 1489 nt
Organism: Sphaeroforma arctica JP610
Lineage: Eukaryota; Ichthyosporea; Ichthyophonida
Exons: 1
Coding region: 1-447 (148 amino acids)
Source: RefSeq, a predicted model, not a curated record